This is a messenger RNA of Psammomys obesus (fat sand rat), 2928 nucleotides long. It is a transcript of the gene Extl2, whose product is annotated as exostosin like glycosyltransferase 2. Gene Ontology annotation, cellular component: membrane. Lineage: Eukaryota; Metazoa; Chordata; Mammalia; Rodentia; Muridae. The transcript has 5 exons. Gene Ontology annotation, molecular function: glycosyltransferase activity. The record is from RefSeq and is a predicted model, not a curated record. Bases 468 to 1457 code for a protein of 329 amino acids.
UGUGGGGGCUGCGGAAAGUCGGGGCUGCAAGCCCGGGGAUCGCCAGCGGAGCCGGGUGUCCCAUCUCCGGAGCCCACGGAGGAAAUCCCCGGCAGACUCUCUGCAGGCUUGGCUGGCUGGGCCCGCUGUCAGCCACCCGGAUCGCCGACCACCAAUGUUCCCGGAUGCAGUGCAGCCCUCGCCUGCCCCUUCAGCAUUAACCCCCUGAGGACCUCGUAUCCCGGUUGUGCCUGCGGCUGCAUCACCGGAGGACCCAGGCGGCCACGUGCUGCGCUGCCACUGCCCGGGAUGUGCGAGGAUGGCUUCGCGAGGUGCACGCUAAGGGAGUGCACCCCGCCCGUGGAGAGCGCCACGCGGGACGUGGUCGUUGAGUGCCUUGCAAAAGAAACACUUAAAGUACCAAGAGAGCCUGGUUCUAUCAAGCCCUGAAGCCCUAAGGAAUGCUGGUAUAAAAUAUUAGUAGCACAAUGAGGUGUUGCCACAUCUGCAAACUCCCGGGGAGAGUUAUGGGGAUUCGAGUGCUUCGUUUCUCCCUGGUGGUCAUCCUGGUGUUACUGCUCGUAGCCGGAGCCUUGACCAACUUACUACCCAACAUCAAAGAAGACAAAAUGCUCACUCUGCGCAGGGAGAUCAAAUCCCAGAGCAGGCCCUCCCUGGACUCCUUCACUCUCAUCAUGCAGACAUACAACAGAACAGACCUCCUACUAAGACUCCUGAAUCAUUACCAGGCAGUACCGAACCUGCACAAAGUGAUUGUGGUAUGGAACAACGUGGGAGAGAAGGGACCAGAGGAGUUAUGGAAUUCUCUAGGGCCUCAUCCAGUCCCUGUCAUCUUCAAACCACAAACCGCAAACAAAAUGAGAAACCGACUCCAGGUCUUCCCUGAACUAGAAACCAAUGCGGUGUUAAUGGUCGAUGAUGACACACUUAUUAGUGCUCAGGACCUUGUUUUUGCUUUCUCAAUUUGGCAGCAAUUUCCUGAUCAGAUUGUAGGAUUUGUACCUAGAAAACACGUCUCUACAUCAUCAGGUAUCUACAGUUAUGGAGGUUUUGAGCUGCAGACACCUGGGUUCGGAAAUGGUGACCAGUACUCUAUGGUGCUCAUUGGAGCCUCCUUCUUCAACAGCAAAUACCUUGAACUCUUUCAGAAACAGCCAACAGCCGUCCAUGCGUUGAUCGAUGAGACUCAAAACUGUGAUGAUAUUGUUAUGAAUUUCAUCAUCACCAAGCAUACUGGGAAGCCUUCAGGGAUAUUUGUGAAACCUAUAAACAUGGUCAGUUUGGAGAAAGAAACCAAUGGCUAUUCUGGAAUGUGGCAUCGGGCAGAGCACUUUCUGCAGAGAUCUUACUGUAUAAAUAAGCUUGUUAAUAUCUACAAUGGCAUGCCCUUAAAAUACUCCAACAUUAUGAUUUCCCAGUUUGGCUUUCCAUAUGCCAACCAUAAAAGUAAAAUCUGAACAGGAAACAAACAAAAACAAACCCAAAACAUUGCGAGAUUUUUGAGUGGCUUACAUUUUUGUUUUGUGAACAACACCAUGAAGUUUUAUCUAGUCCACAAGUCUCUAUAAUAGAAAAAAGCAUAUGCAGUACUUCUAGUAUAUAAAACCCAUAAACUUCAAAAGCCAAGAAGCCAGUCUAGCCGGUAACCCAGCUAGGCUUUCUUGUGAAAAGCUUUGUCCAAGGUUGUAACUUCUUGGUUGUGAUAUUAUUGUUUACAUCUCGAGACUGCUCUCCAAUUUGUUUGAGCCCUGGCAUUUGCCUUAAGGACCUACAGCAAGCUGCUUCUAGGACCAGAGACUCAAAAAGAGACAAUUUUCAGCUUUUCAGUGAAGGUUGAUUGUUUUUAUUUGAAGCCUGAAAUGCUUCUUUAGCUAAUUAAUGCCUGCCGUAUAGGGAAAAGCCAUUUGAGGAGAGCUUAGUCUGAACCCCAUGUCGAAAGCCAGGAAAAUUCCUGGUUGCCAGUGUCCUUUGUGGCCCUUCUAACCAGUAUCAACUGUGCCCAGCAUGGUUUUGACAAAGCUGUCAGUGCUGGUAUUUUGCUUUUAAGUGACUGGGAGGGUAUGUUUUCAUGGCUGACCAUUGUUUGCUUGUUAUCAUUGUUGGUUUUUCUUUCUUUUCUGUGAGCCUACACUGCAUGGAUCACUAAAAUGUGCAGCCCAUGUUUCUUAUAUGCAACCUAUAUACAGCAAGGAGUAAAUGUGUUCCUGCAAUCUGUCACUGUGUGUGACCUUGAGAAUGUGCAUUAGUUCUUAUGUUUUACAGAAUGUAUUUAAUAAAUAUGUCUAAAGUAACCUCUGAAAGAAUGGUUAAGUAGAAGCUAGCAGAAAUUAAAAACCUUAGUAUCAAAGAUCUUUAUUAUUAAAGCAUAGGUUAUCUUGUGGGUAUUUAAUAAUUGUAUUACACAGUAAUGUUUGCAUCCAGAACCCAGAAUUUUGUUGGGAUUUUUUUUUUUUUUUUGAGCCCCAAGACACUAUUCAUUAUGACGAAAUUUUAAUUACAAGUUGUAGAGGGAAAAAAAGAACUGAGCCAUCAUGGAGAAGGCUGGGGGGUACCCAGGUGUCCACUGUUGCUAUUGCCCACUCCAUCCUUUUAGUUUAUCCUUUCCCGGAACUACUGACAGGGAUCACUAUCAGGCCUCUGUGUAUCACUUCUUCUUUUUAUAUAAGGCUUAAACAUUCUCAAAGGUGUGAAAAUAGAAUAAUGACAGCUGAAGUUCUACUACAAGAUCUUCCUGCCGUCAGUUCAGUGUCUGUUUGUCUAACAGUAGUUGUCUAUGUGUGUCUUAAUGCAAUCAUACAUACAUAUUUUUAAAUUUUUUUAUUUGACCUCAUUAAAAGUCAUGUCAGUUAUCCAAUUUCUCCGACUUUAGCUGUACAGUUUUGCCUGUUGGUAGUCCACCAUCAAAUAAAUAAACGUCAACUGUUCCCA